Molecule: messenger RNA, 5112 nt
Organism: Gymnodraco acuticeps
Lineage: Eukaryota; Metazoa; Chordata; Actinopteri; Perciformes; Bathydraconidae
Product: 5-hydroxytryptamine receptor 4-like
Exons: 7
Coding region: 183-1487 (434 amino acids)
Biological process (GO): adenylate cyclase-activating adrenergic receptor signaling pathway; regulation of appetite; chemical synaptic transmission
Cellular component (GO): plasma membrane
Molecular function (GO): G protein-coupled serotonin receptor activity
Source: RefSeq, a predicted model, not a curated record
GUGCAGAUCGGACUCUUGGGUACGCGGCAGUUUUUUUUCUUUUCCUCUCUCCUGUCGGAAUAAGAGCCACCAGCACGCGCUAAGGGGUCUGUCGGAGUGACGGAGGCGAGGAGCCAGACACAGGGCCUUAGCAUGGGGUGAAGAGGACUAUCCCCUGCUGACCUCAAUGCAGAUGACCAGUGAUGGCCACAGAAUCACCUCUACAUUUGUUGGAUGACCUCAUAAACACAGGACAACAACAGCAGGAACAGCAGCAGGAAUUCCUGAUUUCGCUGGAGUCGAUUAUUCUCACUAUAUUUCUCUCCAUUAUUAUUAUAAUGACAGUGUGUGGCAAUCUGCUAGUCAUGGUGGCACUGUGCAAGGACAGACAUUUACGAAAGAAGAAGACAAACUAUUUCAUUGUGUCUCUUGCAUUUGCUGACUUGCUGGUUGCAUUGCUGGUGAUGCCAUUCGCUGCCAUUGAGCUGAUUACCGGCGAGUGGCGAUACGGAGAGAUCUUCUGCCUGGUGCGAACGUCUCUGGACGUCCUGUUGACUACAGCGUCCAUCCUGCACCUCUGCUGCAUUGCGCUUGACAGGUACUACGCUAUCUGCUGCCAGCCUCUGGUCUACAGACACAAGAUGACCCCGGUCAGAGUGGCAGUGAUGCUCAGCGGCUGUUGGUUCAUCCCCAUAUUCAUCUCCUUUCUACCCAUAAUGCAAAGCUGGAACGCUAUCGGCAUCGAGGACAUUAUUGAGGAGAGAAAAGGCUUGGCUGGAGCCUCCAAUGACACAAGUUGUGUGUUUCUGGUGAACCGGCCGUACGCCCUGAUCUGCUCUGCGGUGGCCUUUUAUGUCCCGUUGGCCCUUAUGGUCCUGGCCUACCAGCGGAUCUACGUCACCGCCAUGACUCAUGUACGGCAGAUUGAGACACUACAGCGAGCCGGCUCUGCCCCUGUGAGUGGACCGACUCCGAUGAUCACAGUGAGGUCCUCCACUUCCUCAGACCCUACGGAUCACUACCGCCUCAGGACAACAAUGGCCCUCUCCCCUUCAGAGCAGGCCCCCAUAGCAAAUAGCCGCAUGCGCAUUGAGACCAAGGCAGCAAAGACGCUGGCGGUUAUAAUGGGUUGUUUCUGCCUGUGUUGGGCACCAUUCUUCAUCACCAACAUAGUGGACCCCUUCAUCCAUUACUCAGUGCCCUGGCAGCUAUGGACAGCCUGGCUGUGGCUCGGGUACAUUAACUCAGGGUUGAACCCCUUCCUGUACGCCUUUCUGAACCGGGCGUUUCGGAGAGCCUUUCUGGUGAUCCUCUGCUGUGGGGAUGAGCGGUACGCACGACAGGGGAGCUGCUCCUAUGGACAGGUCCACAGAGCGUGCUCUGCUGCAUCGGUCAACGGAACGUCAAUGGCACUAAGAUUGUCCUUUCUGCCAAACCGGAGCUACAGUGACAAUGGGCGAACGAUACUGGCCAACGAGCAGUCCCAGGACUCUGUUGGGACUCUAUGAGUAAAAACCGACCUGUUUAUAAGGAGGUGGUCUCACAUGGAUAUGAACUCUAGGAUCAGCAUCCUCAUAUUAUGACUUUUUUUUAAAACAUGUUGAUGCUGUCCGGGACUAGAGGCGCUAUUACUGGUCAUCAGAAAAGUGCAGAUCUGACUUUUGGUGAAAUAUUGGAGCAUUUCGGUGCCAGAACAGGGACAGUUGAAGAGUAAAUGUGUCCAUGGAACAAAACACACUGCCAAUAUAUUCCCCGGUCCUCUAUCUAAAACCUAAAAGAACUGUUGAAAUUCUGCGAUUGGAAACAUGAGGGCAACGGUCCAGAAAAACUGCAGCAGACUACAAGCAAAGCUCUGGCUAACACAACUGCUUUUUAACCUCUAUGAUAAUGCUCAUACAGGUGUCUUUAGAUUACAUUGUAUUGUGCAGCAGUUUGUAUUCUUGUAUUGUACCAGCACCGACGGCACUCUGAAACUGCUGAAUGUAAUGUCCAAAGUUUUUAUUUAUAUUCUUCGUUUCAUAUCCCAUGCUGAAGUAGCAGAGAAUCAAUGACGUCCCAGUAGUUUGUGAUGAAAUAAAGCAUGUAUCAAAAUGGUUGUAUCAUUGUUGACCCUUGUGGCAAAACACUGAUCUGAUCAUUUCAAGGCAUUUAAAUUAUUGUUGCACUUUCCUCUGUAGGUUGAAAGUCUUAAAUGUGUUGCAUCUCUGUCCGAGAUCAGUCACAUGUUGGUUUGUUACAUCACUGCAGCGGGUUGGAAAUCUUGGUUGCCAGUAUUAAAUCACUCCUCCUGCAUGAAGCUAAAUUGACAAGUUUGUUAAGUUAUUAAAUUAUUAAGACAUGGUAUUACAGCACUGAAAAAACAUACAAGAAAUGCAACUGAACAUUAAAACAAUUGUGGACAUUUCAUUUUGAAAAGUUGCUGAAUCUGGCUCAAGCCAAGGUGAAUAUAAAAGACUGAUGUCAAUGGAGUAAAGACUCUAGCGCUAACUGGGUUUUAAAUUAAGUUGUAUUUGACCACUAGGGGUCAAUAUUCACUCUCCUGAGCUCUGAUCUGGCCCCGUUUUGUCCAAGGUAAGGACAAAAACAAAAACAAUGAAUAAAAAGUGUCCAAAAGCACUAAAUACAGACAAAGUUCAUCUAAUUAUGUACAGAUUUAUAGACAAAGAUACUUAGACCUGCAGUGUUGGGAGAUACUCUUUUAGUUUUGGCAGCACUGGUGACCUGUUAAACUUACUCAGAGGUAUUUCAAAAGGCCUUUAUAACACAGCUUCCCUCUGAUGUUUGAAGCUCAGUUUACAUAUCUGUACCGGUCUGUCUCCCUCUGGCUGUCUAUCACAACACGUUCAUGCGAUCGACACACAGAGGUGUGAUACUGCAGCAGCCUACACUCUCACAUUUUAAUUUCAAUUUCUCAAUGCAUCUCUGCCUCAGAAAACAACAGUAAACUCACAAUCUUUCCUUUUUAUUUUUAAUGCACAACCUCCAGGCUUCAGAUAUGUUGAUGUGAACGGUGUCUUGUUACAAUGUGACAACUUUUAAUAGUCCACUGUGCCCUGUACUUCAUCUUUGUUCCAUGCAAUGGAGAUGAUGAAUAAACAGGGAAUUUGACAAUAAUUUGGUGUUAAUUGAUUCAUGUUGGGUCUAUAAAAUGUGGCUUAUGCUAAUUUCUCCAGAUUUCAACACUUGAGUCUGUGGUAUAUGUAUUUCUCAUUGAACUGUACACUAUAUUAUCAUAUUGUUAUCUCACAAAGACGAAUCUGCUCGCAAAACGUUGCCUAAUUACACAUCCAGCAGCAACAUUCACACACACACAAACAAAAGUAUAGUAGAUAUCAGUUGUAUUUUACCCGUAAACAGCAGAGCUCGACAGCAUUCUGGAAUUUCAUGGUGUUUAAAGUGACCCACAUUUUUUUGAAAGCAACCUUUCGGAGAACAGCAUCGCUCUUCAAGUGUAACAUCUUUAUUUACUUAAAACAAAUACACAUAUAAAUAUGGAAAAAAAAUCAUGACCGACAUAAUUUAUUUUGGAGGGGCCAAAUCUCUAUUUUUAGAACCACUGCCUAGCACCAGUCAGACUUGAUGAAUGAAUAGCCAUGUCUCGUCAACUGAACCUAAUACACUUUCCCAAAUGUAGGCAGUUAGAUAACUAUUUUGGUCUUUUCACACUGUUGUUGACAAUUAACACAUCAUAGCUUGAGCUCUGUAUUUAAUAAGAUAACAUGAGCAUCAAGCAAAAACUAAUAUAUUCUGCGUGUUUUUAACAAGCCUGUAUUACUGUUGGCGGCCAUUACAAACAAAGCACCUCGUCAGGAAGCCUAUUUAGUUGCAGCAAACGCGAUUAUCCCCAAUCAUCUCUACGCCGCUCAAAAACAAUCUCCGAGCUGAUUUUCCGGAUUGAUUGGUGCUGACGCCUGAGUCUGCUGCCCAUUAAGCCCAGGGAGAAUCCACAGGAGGAAUUCAUUAUUCUGUAAUCACUGAAUCCAACACAAUCUCCCUGGGUUUACUGUCUAAAAGCAUAAAGAUCUCGUAGUGCAGAAGUUCUAGUGCUUGACCUGGGCUUUCUAAAAACGUCCUGGCUCUGAGAUUAUUUGGAUGUUAACACAGGAACAGAAAUUCAUUUUUAACCGCAUGAGACACAUGGCCAAUAUUUCAUCCUUCUAUGGGCAGCUGCAUGUUAGUUUUUCCUAAAUACAGUCUUUAAUCCAUUAAAGAGAGUCUCCAAGGUCAAUUAUUUCUAAUGUCCUUUCAGUUGAAGGUAAGAAGCCAGCCUUAACAAACCCUAAUCAGGCCAGGUUCAGGAUGGUUCCCAUAUAAAAAGCUAAGGAAGGUGUUUCUCCUGAAAAACAGAUUGCUUCUCCAAGUGUGUGUGUAAUGCUCAACUCUACAAUCCUACCUGCUUGUCUCCUCACUACCACUAGAUGUAGCAAGAACACUAGCAACUAAAAUUACCGUUUGCUCUACACUCCUCUUUCAGGCUUUUGUCACAGUAUUCAGAUGACAUGUCUAAUAGGAAAAGAAGAGGUGUAAACAUACCAUGUAGCUGCUUUAGUUUAGGAGCACCGUGUGUGGCUCACUGUCACAGUCAUGGAUCACUGGGACUCGAGAGAAGAACAAAGCAGUCGUUAGUGUUAUCAGUGUCUGGGCUUGUCUUACAAUUUGACCAAACACGCUGUCUGCUGUGUGAAAGGCCUAAUUAACAACUAUAGAAGUGUUAGAAUUGUGUGACACACUGUGCUACUACAUAACAUUUAUUUGUAUGCUUUUUUGUUUUAUUGCUGUUUUUUUUGCUGAAAAGUAAAUGUCAAAUGUUUUUAAAAUGUGCAAAGUAAUGCAUUUAAAUUGCCCCUAUUUGUCAAUGGCAAACCUUGUAGUAUUUGUCAUAUUUUACUAUAUGUCUGUCAUAUUUUAUUAUAUUUGAUUGUACUCAGUUUCUCACCUAAUUAUAUUUUGUAUAUAUAUAUUGUUAAUUUGUUAUAAUAAUCAUAAAAUAGUUGUUUUAAAUAGCUGUCAUAUUUUUAUUUCAUUUCAUUUUGCCAAGUAUUCUUCUUUCUGUGUCUUUGUAUGCACCAUACUGUAUAGAGCAAAUUCCUCCUAUGUGUAAAAAUAGACUGUAUAUAUAAAGGUGUAAACCUA